CUCGACCGCCACGCCAGGACGACAGCCAAUUGCAAAGGCAGAAGGCCUCGACCGGAAAAAAAAGUGCUCCAGCGAUGAGACUUCGUGCCCCGCUUUUUUUUCUUUCAAUCCAUGUCCAGGAAAUUUUGCACCCAGCUCCAGCAAAAGCUCUUUUCCGAGUCCUCGACAGCGCCGCGCGACAACUCUAAACCCAUUGUGCCUCGCACGACUGAUCUUACAACGCGUUUCGGCCCAGAAUCGCAACUCAUACCGACUCCGACUUAUCAAUACCGACACAUUCUAUAAAAAUGGGCUUCGAGCGUGGUGGCAGAGGCGGCGCCCGUGGCGGUGGUCGUGGUGGAUUCGGUGGUGAUCGUGGUGGCAGAGGCGGCGCCCGUGGCGGUAGCCGUGGUGGCUUCGGUGGCGGCCGUGGUGGUGGUGCUCCCCGUGGUCGUGGCGGUCCUCGCGGUGGUGGCCGUGGCGGUGCUACCCGUGGUCGCGGUGGUGCCCGCGGUGGCGCCAAGGGUGGUGCUGCUGGCAAGAAGGUCAUCGUCGAGCCUCACCGUCACAAGGGCGUCUUCGUCGCUCGUGGUGGUAAGGAGGAUCUCCUCGCUACCGUCAACCUUGUCCCUGGCGAGUCCGUCUAUGGCGAGAAGAGAAUCUCUGUCGAGAACGCCUCUAAGGAGGAAGGUGGUGCUUCCACCAAGACUGAGUACCGCAUUUGGAACCCUUUCCGUUCGAAGCUUGCUGCCGGUAUCCUCGGUGGUCUUGAAACCAUCUAUAUGAAGCCUGGUUCCAAGGUCCUCUACCUCGGUGCUGCCUCCGGUACCUCGGUCUCUCACGUUGCCGAUAUCGUCGGUCCUACUGGUUCCGUUUACGCCGUCGAGUUCUCUCACCGUUCCGGCCGUGACCUCAUCAACAUGGCUACUCGCCGCACCAACGUCAUCCCCAUCGUUGAGGAUGCCCGUAAGCCCAUGGCUUACCGCAUGCUGCUCCCCAUGGUCGAUGUCAUCUUCGCCGAUGUUGCCCAGCCCGAUCAGGCCAGAAUUGUCGGCAUCAACGCCAAGCUCUUCUUGAAGCAGGGUGGUGGUCUUCUCAUCUCUAUCAAGGCUUCUUGCAUUGACUCCACUGCUCCUCCCGAGCAGGUCUUCGCCUCUGAGGUCCAGAAGCUCCGUGAGGACAAGUUUUUCCCCAAGGAGCAGUUGACUCUUGAGCCUUACGAGCGUGACCACGCCAUGGUUUCUUGCGUCUACCAGCAGAAGGAGUUCGUCGAUAACUGAGUUUCGAAUUAGUACUGUUCUAUCUUCGUUGCUCUGUUCUGGAACCUUCACAUAAUUCGGUGUUCUACUGGCAGGAUGGUUUUGUAAAUCUGGAACGGCGAAUGGCGUUUGGGUAUCUGCCUUGUUUUAGCAUUGUGGGAAUAAAGCACCAGGGUUCUUAGACUGAUAUCCGGAGUGACCCCGGUUGCUUCCAUCUUACGCCGCCUUUCACGAUCUCGUCACGACUCCUAAGUCACCGCGCAACGAACCUCCUGUUCACCAGCGAAAUUGGCCAGCCUACAACACAUCAAGAACGAUCACCAGUCAAUCACCCUAAGAACGAGAAGGGCGCUGGAUAGUCAAGCAGAGGUUGCUUUUAUCGGCGCUUAAAAUGCUCGACAGCUUGGUUCGUCUUUAUGGCGUUUGAAAUCUGCGAACUGAGAGUCCCUCCCCUUUCAUCAGGGUAUCACGUCGAAAACUGAGACUAUUCUGGCCAUUCGAGUUUCAAAGGAGAUUGUUUGGGCCUGGGGACGCAAGGGUACUGCAAGCCAGUCAUUACAUGGCUUUGAGGAUUAUUUAAACAUGCCUAGAGUCUAUCCAGGAUCAAGAGGAUGCUGGGCCGUUGGUUUCGCUUGUUGAUGAGCAAAUUUGAGCUUGCUUAGUCCUAUAGAUUUACAUAUCAGAGUUUUGGGUCAUCUUUGCUCCUUAUCAUCGGCCUUGUCGGCGGUCUUGUUACUUCUUGAGCUUAUUGUUUGUUGCUUUAUUCGAUGCUGGAUAUGCUCUGAUCUAUGAUUUGCAUGCUAUCUAGCUCUUCGAUAUCUCACCCCAUUGCCUCUA
Neurospora crassa OR74A is the source of this 2075-nucleotide messenger RNA. Its product is annotated as rRNA methyltransferase NOP1. Lineage: Eukaryota; Fungi; Ascomycota; Sordariomycetes; Sordariales; Sordariaceae. Gene Ontology annotation, biological process: box C/D sno(s)RNA 3'-end processing; rRNA methylation. The transcript is spliced from 6 exons. Gene Ontology annotation, cellular component: nucleolus; box C/D methylation guide snoRNP complex; small-subunit processome. Gene Ontology annotation, molecular function: rRNA methyltransferase activity; histone H2AQ104 methyltransferase activity; RNA binding. The record is from RefSeq and is a predicted model, not a curated record. Bases 288 to 1259 code for a protein of 323 amino acids.